Molecule: messenger RNA, 1407 nt
Organism: Puma concolor (puma)
Lineage: Eukaryota; Metazoa; Chordata; Mammalia; Carnivora; Felidae
Gene: SEPHS2
Product: selenophosphate synthetase 2
Biological process (GO): L-selenocysteine biosynthetic process
Cellular component (GO): cytoplasm
Molecular function (GO): selenide, water dikinase activity; ATP binding
Source: RefSeq, a predicted model, not a curated record
AUGGCAGAAGCGGCGGCGCCGGGCGCCGGCGGAGAGGUGGCGGUGGCGGCGGCGGAAGGCUCGGGAUUCGCCGGCUUGUCUCUGGGCCGCGGCUUCUCGAGCUACCGGCCCUUCGAGCCCCAGGCGCUGGGCCUCAGCCCGAGCUGGCGGCUGACGGGCUUCUCCGGCAUGAAGGGCUGAGGCUGCAAAGUCCCCCAGGAGACGCUGCUCAAACUCCUGGCGGGACUGACGCGGCCAGACGUUCGGCCCCCGUCGGGUCUGGGCCUGGUCGGAAGCCAUGAAGAGGCGGCCCAGGAAGGCGGCGUCCAGGCCGGGGCGGAACCCAACCCAACCUUUCCAGCCCUGGGCAUUGGGAUGGACUCCUGCGUCAUACCCCUGAGGCACGGGGGCCUGUCACUGGUGCAGACCACGGACUUCUUUUACCCCCUAGUGGAAGAUCCCUACAUGAUGGGGCGCAUAGCGUGUGCCAACGUGCUGAGUGACCUCUACGCCAUGGGUAUUACUGAAUGUGACAACAUGUUGAUGUUACUCAGCGUCAGCCAGAGUAUGACUGAGGAGGAACGAGAAAAGAUAACACCGCUCAUGAUCAAAGGCUUUCGCGACGCUGCUGAGGAAGGAGGGACUGCAGUGACUGGUGGACAGACAGUAGUAAACCCUUGGAUUAUCGUCGGAGGGGUUGCCACUGUGGUAUGUCAGCCAAAUGAAUUCAUCAUGCCGGACAGUGCAGUUGUUGGGGAUGUGCUCGUGUUAACCAAACCCUUAGGAACCCAAGUUGCUGUCAAUGCCCACCAAUGGCUGGAUAAUCCUGAAAGAUGGAAUAAAAUAAAUAUGGUGGUCUCCAGAGAAGAGGUAGAGCUAGCUUAUCAGGAAGCCAUGUUCAAUAUGGCUACCCUAAACAGAACUGCUGCUGGACUGAUGCACACGUUUAAUGCACACGCAGCCACAGAUAUCACAGGCUUUGGCAUUCUAGGACACUCUCAGAACCUUGCAAAACAACAAAGAAAUGAGGUGUCAUUUGUCAUUCAUAAUCUGCCAAUCAUUGCCAAGAUGGCUGCCAUCAGCAAGGCCAGUGGGCGCUUUGGGCUCCUUCAAGGAACCUCAGCAGAAACUUCUGGGGGAUUACUGAUUUGUCUGCCGAGAGAACAGGCAGCUCGUUUUUGUUCUGAAAUCAAAUCUUCCAAGUAUGGAGAGGGUCACCAAGCAUGGAUCGUCGGUAUUGUGGAAAAGGGAAACCGGACAGCUCGGAUCAUUGACAAGCCUCGAGUUAUUGAGGUCCUACCUCGCGGGGCCACUGCUACUGCUCUCGUUCCUGACAAUUCCAAUGCUGCCUCUGAACCUAGCUCCUGAGACGGAAUAGCAGAAGUUGUGUGGACCUUAGAGUCUUUGUACACAAUCAUGGACGAUUCU